This is a messenger RNA of Boeremia exigua, 4396 nucleotides long. RefSeq names its product Rapamycin-insensitive companion of mTOR, N-term-domain-containing protein. Bases 313 to 4245 code for a protein of 1310 amino acids. The record is from RefSeq and is a predicted model, not a curated record. Gene Ontology annotation, biological process: TORC2 signaling. Lineage: Eukaryota; Fungi; Ascomycota; Dothideomycetes; Pleosporales; Didymellaceae. The transcript has 3 exons. Gene Ontology annotation, cellular component: TORC2 complex.
CCCGUUGCUUCGAACACGCCUUGGUGCUGGGGUCUCAAUGGACCCGCAAGCACUCGACACCGGUUGAGUGCACUCACUCUCUGAGCGAUUCCUCUCCACGCUCCCUUGCCAGCCCCACACGCCUUCUCAGGUGCUGCGCCGCUCCUUCUGGCAGCCACAGCCCCACAGCCACAACCCCGCUUCGAGCUCGAUUGUACACAGUACCUCUCCCAGGACGCACUGGCUGAUAUUCACCACCACGGCUCAUGAGAAGAGGCGGGCGGCGCCAUAACACCGGUAUGCGAUGCGGUUGACAAGUCUCUGCCCUUCUGAAUGACGCCACCCGUCCGCUCCGUGAACCCGCAGGCCGACGUGCCCUCGACCGACCAAGGCUCCCUGCUCGCGCCCACACGGACCAGAGAUGGCCGAUCCAUGUCUGCCGCCGCUGUCAGCGUCAUGGCAGCCUCGCGCGGGGGUCAGUCAUCGUAUGCGACUGCGAAUUCCGGGCCUGGGAGCUUCAGCACGCAGUUGAAGCCUACGAUGUCGCAGGACAGCAGGUUGCGCCCGGAUAUUGAUAUGCAUGCCAUUACUGUGGGCGAAAAUGACAACACCACGAGCGAGCAGCGGCGCGCCGACCUGCAGGACCAGAUUGACAAAGAGACGAAGAUCAAGAUUGGGUCGGAGAACCUGUUGGAGGCUCUGAACGCGAAGAGUGCAAAGAACGUCAAAGAUCAGAGAGCGCAGGUCGAGGAGCAGUUGAACAUAUCGAACAAGAAGCUUGCGCAGCUCAAGGCAGGCCUGGCAACUGAGAUUCAGCGUGCCAAGGAAGUAAAGUCGCCCCCAGCCGAUCCACAGAGCCGACUGUCGUUCUUAUUCCGUCGAAACCUCUCGCGUUCGCCAUCACGCCACGUUGCGACACAGCAAGAAGAAGAAGAUGAAGAAUCCGAGUCGCCGACCUUUGUAUUGGCAGAGAUACUCCAGGCAUUGGAAACGCAAGGCAUGCAGCCCGAAUAUUACGUCGAGCGCGCAAACUCUCUUGUUCUUCUGCUCAAACGGCAUACUACACUCAAGUAUGAUUUGGCUUGGUCCAUAUUCGGCCUAAGAAUGCAGACAAUGCUCCUCAGCGAUAGUCGAGAAGUUGUAGCAGCCGCGUACCGGGUCAUGCGAUAUGCUUUUACCGACCGCAGAUCCCUCCAAAUAAUCCGAGGCUUACAGACCGACUAUCUUGUCAUUCUUUCUCUCGUCAAAGAAAGCAAAGCGAGCGUCGAGCGCGAGCAAGCACUAAAGUUUGUGCGGGCAUUUCUGGACGUCAAGGAUGGCGUUGAAGAGAUCGGGCGUGCUGUAGUCCGUAUCAUAGUGGCGGUAGCAGAACACACCGAAGACCGACUUCGCAACAUUGCAACUCUGACCCUCGCGGAAAUUCUCGUUAGGAAACCCUCACUUUUGGUUGACGCUGGUGGACUUGGUGUGCUUACAGACGCCCUGGGUGAAGGUAGCUAUCACGCCGCUGAGAGCGUUGGAUCUUCCUUGCUCUAUUUGCUAGACACACCAAGACGCCGACAAUUUCUACGCUCAGGUCGGGAAUUGGAAUCGCCGUUUGCCAUGUUUACCGAUGGAAACACGCAACUUGGCCACUUACACGAAGAGAAGCUCAAAGCUAAUGCCAAAGUCAUCGCGUCUUUGCUCAGGAGCUGGUCAGGGCUGCUAUGUCUCUGUAGGAAUGACUUCCUUCCUCUUCGGUCUUUACUUCUAUCGCUACAAAUACCGACUGUCCACACACGCAAUAUUAUUCUGGAGCUCCUUUUCGAUCUCUUUAGAAUAAAAUCGCCGUCCUGGUCUUCCUCUUUCCUUGCUGGUCGACGUCUGACAACAUAUGGUCGCGUUACGAAUAUGCGAAACGAGCCCGUGAAAGAUGGUUCCAAUGCGAAAACUGGAACUCAUACCAACAAAUGGAGUCUGUUGGACCAUUACGUUUCUGUGGUUCUGGCAGCAUUUCUGCAUGCUGGGUUGGUACCGGCCCUGCUACGUGCUGAGGAGGACCCAUUGACGCUGCAGUUGAAGCGCAAGACGACCUUACUCCUCGGUGAAGUUUUGAAGUUGGCGAACGAUCUUUUGCCAUCAUCGUGGAGCGCCCAACUCCAGGUCCUCCCUCAAUUGCUGAAGUCAGCUGCUGAAUUCGAUUCAGAAAAUCGAUUCGUUGCGAUUGGUACUAUCUACCAGGUGGACAGCGUCAAUCGUACACUAUAUCGAUCAGGAGCGACAUCCCUUCAUCCUGGUAAAGGUACUACUACGCUUGACAGUACAACGACCGAACAACCCACAAAUUCAUCCAAAGUCCAAGCCGCAAUGCAGAUGGAUGAAGGUCAAUUCCGAACUUUGAUACUCGAAAGUCAAGUUUUGAAUACGAGCAACUUCCAGAAGUGGAAUUGGAAUCUGAUCCAAACCGCUAUUGAUGGCCCUUUGCUGAAUCCGAAACGCCUUGAUGAGGCUUUGAAGGUCACUAAAUUCGUACAUCGCCUUUUCAACUUCUAUCGCCCGUUCAAGUUCCGAUUUGCCGACGUGAAGAACACGAAGCCAAAUCAGCGAUAUGUUCGUGCAGGAUGUGCACUUAUGACCAGCCUGUUGCAGAACCCGGAGGGCGCGAAAUACCUUAGUGAGAGCAAGCUUAUCCGACAGCUGGCCGAAAGUCUCUCGCACUUCGAUAGAAUGAGCGGCCUCACAUCCGACUCCCCUCUCUUUCAGGCUGACCGCAUGAGUGAAACUCUUACCGGAAGCUAUUUCGCCCUAUUAGGUGCAUUGAGUAAAGAUUCACGGGGCAUCCAUAUUCUCGAAAGAUGGCGUGUCAUCAACAUGUUCUACCACAUCAUUGAGCUCAACGGUCGCGACGACUUGAUACGGGCUCUGCUCAGCAAUUUGGAUUACACUCUCGACGGGCACCUACGUAUCAUCAUAUCGAAAGCCAUGACGUCAUGUUCGAAAGAAGUCCGCAUUUUUGCUACUGGCCUGCUGCAUAAGUAUGCGACAAAGCCAAUGCAACUGUCAGGGCCACAAGGUGUCGCAGAGUGGGCUAUCAAGUUGCUCGUCACGCAGCUGUAUGAUCCCGAUGUCGAGGUUUGCGAGGUUGCAAUAAAAAUUCUGGAAACGGCAUGCAACGAAACCGAGUCGUUGGAAUUCGUCGUCAAGUGCCGUCCUGCGUUGGACCACUUGGGCGAGAUUGGUGCACCUUUGUUAUUGAGAUUCCUGUCGACGUCAGUAGGCUACCACUAUCUGGAUGGACUGGACUACAUCACGAGAGAGAUGGAUGACUGGUUUCUGGGGAGGAACGAUGCUUACGUGGUUCAAAUCGAGGCUACCAUGGCACGAGCAUUGGCCGAUAUUCCCGAAAAGCCAUCGACAUUCUUGUCAUAUGACGAAUCCUCAGAACAGCCCGAAUAUGGCCUCGUACCAGCACACUUCUAUCGAGAACUUACCCGAACGAAGGAGGGCUGUAAGCUUCUCAAGCACAAAGGCCAUUUUGAGGAGUUUGCUGCCACCAUUCGUGACUUCGUAACGGAAGAGAACGACCCAGAAAUAAUCCUCAAGUUGAAAGGAUGUCUGUGGGCAGUAGGCAACGUGGGUUCAAUGGAACUUGGUGCCCCAUUUUUGGAAAACUCUGAUGUAGUGAAAUGGAUCGUUCAGAUAGCAGAGACUUCCGAGGUUAUGUCGCUAAGAGGUACCGCGUUCUACGUUCUUGGGCUAAUAUCAAGGAGCUUGCACGGGCAGGAGAUCCUGCUCGAAUAUGGUUGGGAUGGUGUAGUCAGUGACUCUGGUGCAGCACUAGGGUUUUGUCUACCACUGAACUUCAGAAAGCUCUUCGAGAUCAAACCCUGGGCUGCCAGAUCUGAAGACAUCAGCUGGAAACGAAAAACCGAAGUCACAGUAGCUAUCACUGACAAUGACCCUAUCAACGCACGCAUCCUCAAACUUGCAACCGACCUUGGCAAUACAGUCCUUGCCAAACGAGCCGCAAACGAUCUUCAAGCGAUCAAAGCUAAAAAGGCCCCUGGAUUCAGCAAACCCUCUAUCUUCCGAAAGACGAUGCAAAUACUUGAAGCACAUCACUUCCGUUUACCAGCAUGCCGCUUCGUUCUAGACCUCUUCGACAAACGGGUGUUGGAACAGAUUGUGCUAGAGGAAGAAGACGAAGAGAGCGAAGAGAGUAGUGAUUCAAAUCCUGAAUCCGACGAAGAGGCAUUUGCUACGUUCGGUAUCGCCAAAACCUUGUGACACAGGCUUCGGGAUCUUGCAGCCGAUUCUGAUAUCUUGGCGUUAGGGAGUACAGCCAACAUGUUACUGUACGCGUUUCCGGUAUUGCACUAAACGUACGAAGACUAGGCUCAAUGAUAGAGACUUGCAUGGGUGUUCCACGGGACUUAUU